GGGCGGCGCGCGCCGGGCACGCGCGCCGGGGACCGUGGCGUUCGCCGGGCUGGAGCUGGAACAUUAACCCCGGGAGGCGCGGCGGCGGCGGCGGCGCCUGCGAGGGAGCGAGCCUCGAGCGGGCGGGCCCUGCCUGAGGGACGGGAGGAAGGGGCGGGGAGAGCGCCGGAGGGAGGCCGGUCGGCCGCGGGCGGGCGGGCAGGCAGCGCAGCGCCGAGCGGCCCGCGGGCCCAUGAGGAGGCCCGGGGACCAUGGGCUCCAGGAUCAAGCAAAACCCAGAGACCACAUUUGAAGUGUAUGUUGAAGUGGCCUAUCCUAGGUCAGGUGGCACUCUUUCAGGAUUUGGAUUUUAAAGUAGUAUGUGAAAGAAAGUUCUUUGAAGACUGCACAGUGUUUUGUGAACUCAAGAUCCUGAGGUGCAGAGGCAAUUCCCAGAGGACUACAGUGACCAGCCUCACAGUUAGCCAAGUUGGCCAGAACUUCACGUUCGUGCUCACUGACAUUGACAGCAAACAGAGAUUCGGAUUCUGCCGCUUAUCUUCAGGAGCUAAGAGCUGCUUCUGUAUCUUAAGCUAUCUCCCGUGGUUCGAAGUAUUUUAUAAACUACUUAACAUCUUGGCCGAUUACACAACAAAAGGACAGGAGAGUCAGUGGAAUGAGCUUCUGGAAACUCUGCACAAACUUCCCAUCCCCGACCCAGGAAUGUCUGUUCAUCUCAGUGUGCAUUCUUAUUUUAAUGUGCCUGAUACCAGAGAACUUCCCAGCAUACCUGAGAAUAGAAAUCUGACAGAAUAUUUUGUGGCUGUGGAUGUAAACAACAUGUUACAUCUGUACGCCAGUAUGCUCUACGAACGCCGGAUACUCAUCAUUUGCAGCAAACUCAGCACUUUGACGGCCUGCAUCCACGGGUCUGCCGCCAUGCUCUACCCCAUGUUCUGGCAGCAUGUGUACAUCCCCGUCCUGCCACCACACCUGCUGGACUACUGCUGUGCUCCCAUGCCCUACCUCAUAGGAAUCCAUUUAAGUUUAAUGGAGAAAGUUCAAAACAUGGCCCUGGAUGAUGUCGUGAUCCUAAACGUGGACACCAACACCCUGGAAACCCCCUUCGACGACCUGCAGAGCCUCCCGAAUGACGUGAUCGCUUCACUGAAGAGCCGGCUAAAGAAGGUCUCCACCACCACUGGCGACGGUGUGGCUAGAGCCUUCCUCAAGGCCCAGGCUGCUUUCUUCGGCAGCUACCGGAACGCUCUGAAAAUUGAGCCAGGCGAGCCAAUCACCUUCUGUGAGGAGGACUUCGUGUCCCACUAUCGCUCUGGAGCCAUGAGGCAGUUCCUGCAGAAUGCCACCCAGCUGCAGCUCUUCAAGCAGUUUAUCGAUGGUAGAUUAGACCUUCUCAAUUCCGGCGAAGGUUUCAGUGAUGUUUUUGAAGAGGAGAUCAACAUGGGCGAAUAUGCUGGCAGCGACAGACUGUACCACCAGUGGCUCUCCACGGUCAGGAAAGGAAGUGGAGCAAUUCUGAAUACUGUGAAAACGAAAGCAAACCCAGCCAUGAAGACUGUCUAUAAGUUUGCAAAAGAUCAUGCAAAAAUGGGAAUAAAAGAGGUGAAAAACCGCUUGAAGCAAAAGGACAUCACCGAGAAUGGCUGUGCCCCCACUUUGGAAGAGCAGCCACCAAAGACUGUGCCGUCCCCACUGGUGGAGGCCAAGGACCCCAAGCUCCGAGAAGACCGAAGGCCGAUCACAGUCCACUUCGGACAGCCUCAAAGAGUCCUCGGUCCCACUCGCCCGCCGCCUCCCAAGAUACACCGCUGGAGGCCCGUGCGCCCUCAGCGCCCACAUGUCGUCAGGAGACCGAAGAGCAACAUCGCAGUGGAAGGCCGGAGGCCGUCCGUCCCGAGCCAGGAGCACCUGGUAAAGCCCUUGCAACACUAUGCCGUCUUCCUCUCCGAGGACUCCUCUGACGAUGAAAGCCAGCGGGAAGAGGGCCCGAGCCCUGGCUUCACCGAGAGCUUUUUCUUCUCCACCCCCUUUGAAUGGCCACAGCCCUAUCGGACACUCAAGGAGUCGGACAGCGCAGAAGGCGAGGCAGAGAGUCCCGAGCAGCGAGCGAGAGAGCCCGUGGGCCCUGCCCCAGCUCCACCGGACCGGGCGGCCAGCGUCGACCUCCUGGAAGACAUCUUCAGCAGCCUGGACAUGGAGGUGCCACUGCAGCCCCUGGGCCAGGCCAAGAGCCUGGAGGACCUUCGAACUCCCAAAGACCUGAGGGAGCAGUCAGGCACCUUUGACUAUCAGAGGCUGGACCUGGGCAGAGGCGACAGGAGCCGUGGGAUGCCGCUGGCCUUGAGGCUCACUCACCCCUACAACAAGCUCUGGAGCCUGGGCCAGGACGACAUGGCCAUCUGCAGCAAGCCCCAGGCCCCCUCCCCCGAGGAGCCCUCUGCCCUGCUCGGCAACGCCCCGGCCCUGCUGCACAGACCCCAGAACCGGGACAGCAUCCUGAACCUCUGCGACAAGGAGGUGGCACCCGUUCCUGCUCCGGGCAGUAUCACCAUUCCCCGGCCACAGGGCAGGAAGACCCCAGAGCUGGGCAUCAUGCCCCCACCGCCCACUGCCCGCCCAGCCAAGCUCCCGUCCGCCGGGGCCGCCCUCGAUGACUUCUCAGAGUGGCUGCAGGCCGAGCCGGACAGGCGCCCGGCCCCGCUCCCCAGUGCUGCCCCCCAAGGCCCCAGCAAACCGCUCCAGCCUCUCAGCCUGGCCCCGGGGGCUGCGGCCACUGGCAGCGAUGCCCUGCUGGCCCUCCUGGACCCACUUAGCACAGCCAGGGCGGACAGUAUCCUUCCACCAGGCCCUUCAGCCCCAAAUGUAGCUACCCCCUUCACCCCCCAGUUCAGCUUCCCCCCCGCAGGGACCCCCACCCCAUUUCCACAACCGUCGCUCAACCCAUUUGUCCAGUCUGUACCAGCGGCACUGCCCGCCGUGUCCCUGGUCUCCACGCCGGCCAGGCCUUUCGGGGUCCCUCCUGCUUCCCUGGGCCCAGCUUUUGCCCCCAGCCUCCUGCUGUCCAGCUCUGGCUUCUGCCCCCCACAUAGAUCUCAGCCCAACCUGUCUGCCCUCUCCAUGCCCAAUCUCUUUGGCCAGAUGCCCAUGGGUGCCCACACCAGCCCCUUGCAACCACUGGGCCCCCCAACAGCUGCCCCUUCAAGGAUCCGAACGUUGCCCUUGGUCCGUUCAAGUGCCAGGGCUGCUGAGGCCAAGCAGGGGCUGGCCCUGAGGUCUGGAGACGCCCCCCUCGUUCCUCCAAGACCCGCCCAGGGCCUGGAGCCAGCACUGCAGCCCUCUGCUACUCAGGAGGCCAGAGACCCCUUUGAGGAUUUGCUGUGGAAAACCAAGCAGGACGUGAGCCCGGCCCCGGCCCCGGCCCCGGGCUCCGUGGAGCAGCUUAGGAAGCAGUGGGAGACCUUCGAGUGAGCCAGCACUGAGGCCGGCGGGGUGGCCAGGCCCAGCAGGGGCUGUGCGCUGCCCCGCUCCCGGCCAGCGGCCCUGCUUUUCCUGCAGCUCCGAUCUACCCAGGCUCUGCUGGUGAGGAGGGAUGGGACCCUCUCUGCUCCCCUCCCCCGCCCCCUCCCCAAGGAGGUCUGGCCUUUGGGAAUUGGGAAUCGACCCCCUGGGCGCCCAUCCCACCUGCCACCACCUCUCCCCAGCACCCCUGUUGGGUUUUGCACUAAAAAGUCAGCUGGGCCAAUGACUGCCCCAGACCAGUCCAACUCGCUUUCCCUCUGGAAACCUCCAGGCCUCUCCUCCCAAGCCCUGUUCUGUCCUGCCUGGCCCGGCCCUGGACACCCACUGCAACAGGCACAGGUGUCAGUGGUACCCGCAGCCUGAGUUUGUCUGCGAGACACGUGGUUUGGAGUUUGAAGUGGGAUCCAUUGGCGGAGCAUUUCCAGCCCUCUAGCAAUACACACACUGGUUCUCGUGAGUCUGCGCCCCAAACUUCAGCUGUUUCUGGCUUGGUUGCGAGUUGGGGGGUGAGAGAUCCUCGCGAUCCCUAGUGAUAGCCAACCCCAGCCCCGCCAGUCUGGUGUGGGCUGGCAGCUCUGAUUUGUAGACGGAGAAAUAGCGGCAGAUUAAUCUGAGUGCAGGAGGCAGGCCAUUGCCAGCGCUCUCCCUUGAUCCGUGUGGGUUCUCCUGGUCUUGUGUUUCUAUCUAAUGGGGCUCAGCUUCUUGUCUUGGGGGAUUUAGGGGCAGAGCUGAGCAGCAGGCACCAUUCCAACUGGAAGGCCAGUUGACCCAGGAGUUCAAGUGCCCAGGGUCAGGAAGGAGCGGGCACUGUGCCCCCCUCCAGGCCCGAGGAGGGGAGUAGCAGCCCAGAGGGAAGGAGGAGGGCUGGAGCACCUGCCCUGCCCCCUCGCAAUCUCGCCAGCAAAGGAAUUCCUAAGGCCAAUGUCACCAAAGCUGAAUUGAUGUUUUGUUAUUGUUUCUUUUUUCCUUUUUACUUUAUUGAUUUAAUGAAUCUUGAAAUUGACUAGUUUCAAUAAACCAAGUUGAAAUGUGA
Messenger RNA from Pipistrellus kuhlii (Kuhl's pipistrelle), 4552 nucleotides. RefSeq names its product DENN domain containing 1A (gene DENND1A). The record is from RefSeq and is a predicted model, not a curated record. Gene Ontology annotation, cellular component: clathrin-coated vesicle; cytosol. The transcript is spliced from 24 exons. Gene Ontology annotation, molecular function: phosphatidylinositol phosphate binding; guanyl-nucleotide exchange factor activity. Gene Ontology annotation, biological process: endocytic recycling; endocytosis. Lineage: Eukaryota; Metazoa; Chordata; Mammalia; Chiroptera; Vespertilionidae. The coding region runs from base 298 to 3468 and encodes 1056 amino acids.